This is a messenger RNA of Eruca vesicaria subsp. sativa (arugula), 345 nucleotides long. Lineage: Eukaryota; Viridiplantae; Streptophyta; Magnoliopsida; Brassicales; Brassicaceae. The record is from the annotation of a GenBank genome assembly.
AUGGAUUUUGGUGGCUCCAUGAACAUUGAACAUCAUCAAGAUGUUGAACAUGUUGCACAACAUGAGGACCUUCUCGGAGAGGAUUUGAGAGAAAUGGAGGAGGGAUCCCUGUCACGCCAAAAAGAUUCUCGCCAUAAUGCGGAUGGCAAUAGUACUAAAGAGAAGAGGCUGAAUUUACAUAGGCAUGGCUCACAAUAUGGGUUCCCACGUGGGAUGCCAAGCAAGAAACUGGAGUUUCUUCGUCGGGGAUCUCUAAAGAAACAUGGUUCUUCAGUUGAUUUACCCGCGAUGGGGGACACCAACCACCAUGGGCAUAAGCGUCACACCAAUUCAAGGAAAGCUUAG